AUGGCUCCUAGACCGAGACCAGCAGCUCCUGCACCUACGUAUGCGGAUUUGUUUGGCGAUGGAUCUUCCUUUAGCGGUCCAUCGUCUUCUUCCGGGACAGUUCCAGACUCUCACACAUCUCGGAGAGUUCCUUCGACCCCUCCUCCUCUUCCAUCUCAGAUGCCUCCCCCACGAGCUCCACCUGUCGCCCCGGAUCAGCCUGCCCCACCGGCUGCAGUUCAUCCCAAUUUGCGGGUGCCAGCUCAUGCACCAUUCGCAAGAUACACCAUCGAGGAUUUGCUUGCCCAGCCCGGACGAGAGGGUUUACAAGUUCUGGACCCCGAUAGACCCCCGGGUACUUAUUGGUGGAACUGGUCCGUAGGAAUCACCGAGAGGGUGAAGAGCGAAUUUAUUGCAAAGGCGAAAACUCGUCUUUGCAACACCGUCUCCGAUUGGAAGGACAAGUGGGAGAUUUACGGCUAUGAGGGGAAGCCGAGCGGGGUCACAAAGGAAGCAUGGGAUGGCCUCAUCACCUAUUGGAACGAACCCAGCUCCAUCCGCAAAGCCAACUCCUGCUCCGCUUCCCGAAGAACGAGGGAUAAAGAUGGCCAUUUGCCCAUGGUUCAUAGAACCGGCCAAAAACCUCAUGCCGGAAUUCGUUUCGAAGCUUUGGAGAAGACGGGAGUUUUGCCAUCUCUCUCGGACUUAUUCAAGAUGACUCACGCCUCACCAGAUGGGGUUUUUGUGGAUCCUGCAUCCGAGAAACUCUUCAACGCUGUGGCGUCUCGGGUUGAAGAGCAAGAGACGCAACUUACCCAACAGUCUGCAGAUGGAUUACCCGUCAAGUUGUCAAUCGAAGAGGUCGACCGGAUCUUCGAGGAUGUGGCUACUAGAAAGAAGGGAAGGACGGUCGGAAUAGGUUCCGUUAACGAAGUUGCAAGGGUGACUUCGUCAUACUAUUCGAGAUGGGACCAGGACAACAACCGGAUGCAGGCUCGCAUGGAUACCCAGCAGCAGCGUUUGGACUCUCUCGAGGGUUUGCUGGAUGUGAUGGCGGUGGGAAAUCCAACUUUGCAGAGAGCUUUGGCGGAGAGACGAGCAGCUCUCGGGAUGAGCCAGCCUGAUCCCGAAGCAAGAACAUAUACAGACCCGAACCCCUCAGCCAACUACUUCGAUGACGAUGAUGUUGGCCUUUAG
Messenger RNA from Brassica oleracea var. oleracea, 1176 nucleotides. RefSeq lists its product as uncharacterized. The transcript is spliced from 4 exons. The coding region runs from base 1 to 1176 and encodes 391 amino acids. NCBI's taxonomy places the organism in Eukaryota, Viridiplantae, Streptophyta, Magnoliopsida, Brassicales, Brassicaceae. The record is from RefSeq and is a predicted model, not a curated record.